GGGAACUUAGGGAAGCAGGAGGGGAAAGAAUCCGCCGCGCUGUUUGCGGUCGGCCGGCCCCUCUUGAGGGGCAGAAAUCUGGCCAGGGAAGGAGCCUGUCCGGGCGGAGAGGAGCGCCCUCCUGCCACGUGAGAGGCCGGCAGACGGAAGAAAGAACGAACGAGACACCCCUCGCCUGGCGCCUGAGGAAUGUGAAGCGGUAAAUAGAAUGGAUCCAUUAUCAGGUGCCAGAUCAAUUGAUGUUUGUGUGGAGGGGAUGACAUGCAAUUCUUGUGUACAGACUAUUGAGCAGCAUAUUGGAAAACUAAAUGGGGUUCACCAUAUUAAAGUUUCCCUGGAAAAUAAGAAUGCAGCCAUUAUUUAUAACCCCCAAAAGCAAACUCCAGAGUCACUGCAAGAAGCUAUAGAUGACAUGGGAUUUGAUGCUACACUUGCUAAUGCAAACUCUAAACCUGUUUUAUCAGACACCAUUUUUCUUACAAUACCAGCUCAAUCAGCAUUAACAUGUGAAGAAAUCCGUACCAACCUCCUGCAAACCAAGGGCAUCUUGGAUGUGAAAAGCUCUUCUGACAGAAAGUCUGUAGUUGUAACAUUUAUCUCCUCUAUUAUAAAUGGCAACCAGAUCAACCAAAUAGUGCCAGGAUUCAGUUCAGAGAAUGUAGUGCAUGAAAGAAAUCCUGGAAUGUCUGAAGAUCCAAAUUUAUUCCAAACAAGCGAUGUUGCGUUAAGGAUGAAAGUAGAGGGGAUGACCUGCCAUUCUUGCACUAGCACUAUUGAAGGAAAGAUUGGCAAACUGCAAGGUGUCACACGAAUUAAAGUCUCCCUGGACAAUCAGGAAGCUGUGGUGGUUUAUCAGCCUCAUCUCAUCACAUCGGAGGAAAUAAAAAACCAAAUAGAAGCUGCCGGUUUUAGGGCAUCAAUAAAGAAGCAGCCUAAGCCCCUCAAACUUGGUGCUAUUGAUGUAGAGCGGCUGAAGAACACACAAACCAAAUGCUCAGAAAAAGCUCCGCAAGACUCUCCAGAGUACACACAAUGUUUGAAGACCAUAACAUUCCGAGUUGAUGGCAUGCACUGCAAUUCAUGUGUCUUCAAUAUUCAAAGCAGCAUAUCAGCACUCCCUGCGGUAACUAGUAUAGUGGUUUCUUUAGAGGAAAAAUCUGCCAUUGUAAAGUACAAUCCCAGCCUAAUCAGCAUAAGUGCACUGAGAAGAGCCAUAGAAGUAGUAUCGCCAGAGACUUUUAAGGUCAGCCUUUUUGACGGACAUGAAAAUGCUGCACUUUUGAACACACCUAAAUCUCCGCUGAAAUCUCCAAGAGAUGUCAACAGCAUCAUGCACCAUCCCUUGACAUGCGUUACCGUGAUAAAUAUCGAAGGAAUGACCUGCAAUUCUUGUGUACAGUCAAUUGAGAGAGUAAUUUCCCAGAAGCCAGGAGUGAAGGCAGUACAUGUGUCUCUUCUGAACCAUAAUGGGACUAUAGAAUAUGACCCCAUGCAGACCUCUCCAGACGACUUAAGGAAUGGCAUUGAGGAUAUGGGUUUUGAUGCAUCCUUAACAGGACUCACAAGCACAGAACCUUUGGUGCUAAUAACUCAGCCCUCACAGGAAAGGCUGGCAGAAUCUCAGGAUAAUAAACACUUCAAAAUGGAAGCUCACUCCAACCUCUCCCCUGUCUUCAAUAAGCAGGAUGCCAAUGCACCUUCCAAGUGCUACAUUCAAGUCACUGGUAUGACGUGUGCUUCCUGUGUGGCGAACAUUGAAAGGAAUCUGAAGAGAGAAGAUGGAAUACACACUGUUCUUGUUGCUCUAAUGGCUGGGAAGGCAGAAGUGAGGUAUAAUCCUUCCAUCAUCCAGCCAUCAGCUGUAGCGGAAUUGAUUAGGGAGCUGGGAUUUGGAGCUACAGUUCUGGAGAACUAUGAUGAAGGAGAUGGCAUCCUGGAACUUGUCGUGAGGGGAAUGACAUGUGCCUCAUGUGUUCAUAAAAUAGAAUCCACACUUAUGAAGACAAAAGGGAUUCUGUAUAGCUCUGUAGCACUUGCAACAAAUAAAGCACAUAUUAAGUAUGAUCCUGAGAUAGUUGGCCCAAGAGAUAUUAUACGGAUUAUAGAGAAUUUAGGAUUUAAUGCUGUGCUGGUGAAGAAAGAUAGAUCUGCUAGUCACUUAGAUCACAAACAGGAGAUAAGGCAAUGGAAACGAUCCUUCCUCGUAAGCCUAAUUUUCUGCAUUCCUGUAAUGGGACUGAUGAUUUACAUGAUGGUUAUAGACAGCCAGAUGUCAUCCAUGCAUAAGGUUGCAAACAUGACCAAAGAAGAAAUGGAAACAUAUCAUUCAUCAAUGUUCUUAGAGCACCAGAUCCUUCCCGGCUUGUCUGUCAUGAAUUUGCUCUCCUUUCUGUUGUGUGUCCCUGUGCAGUUAUUUGGUGGCUGGUAUUUCUACAUCCAAGCUUACAAAGCACUGAAGCAUAAGACUGCCAAUAUGGAUGUGCUGAUCGUUUUGGCAACCACCAUUGCGUUUGCCUACUCCUUUGUUAUUCUUUUGGUUGCAAUGGUUGAGAGGGCAAAAGUCAACCCUGUGACUUUCUUUGACACACCACCCAUGCUCUUUGUAUUUAUUGCAUUGGGGCGAUGGCUGGAGCACGUGGCCAAGGGUAAAACAUCAGAAGCCCUUGCAAAACUAAUUUCACUACAAGCAACAGAAGCAACUAUUGUUACUUUAGGCCCAGACAACAUCCUCUUGAGUGAAGAGCAAGUUGAUGUUGAGCUGGUUCAGCGGGGUGACAUUGUCAAAGUGAUUCCAGGAGGCAAGUUUCCAGUGGACGGCCGUGUUAUUGAGGGACAUUCUAUGGUGGACGAAUCACUCAUCACAGGUGAAGCUAUGCCUGUGACUAAAAAACCCGGCAGUACAGUCAUUGCAGGCUCUAUUAACCAGAAUGGAUCACUGCUGAUCUCUGCAACCCAUGUUGGAUGCGACACUACUCUCUCCCAAAUUGUCAAACUUGUGGAAGAAGCACAGACAUCCAAGGCUCCAAUUCAGCAGUUUGCAGACAAACUUAGCGGCUACUUCGUUCCAUUUAUUGUUGGUGUUUCUGUGCUUACACUUUUUGCCUGGAUAGUGAUCGGAUUUGUUGAUUUUGAAAUUGUGGAAACCUAUUUUCUUGGGUACAAUAAGAGCAUUUCCAAAGAUGAAGUGAUAAUCCGCUUUGCUUUCCAAGCCUCCAUUACAGUGCUUUGUAUUGCUUGCCCUUGUUCUUUGGGGCUAGCAACCCCAACAGCUGUGAUGGUGGGUACUGGUGUAGGAGCACAAAAUGGCAUCUUGAUCAAAGGUGGAGAACCUCUAGAGAUGGCUCACAAGGUUAAGGUUGUGGUAUUUGAUAAGACAGGGACCAUCACUCAUGGAACUCCAGUGGUGAUGCAAGUGAAGAUCCUAGUGGAGAGUAACCGGAUGCCACGCAAUAAGAUUUUGGCACUAGUGGGAACCGCUGAGAGCAACAGUGAGCACCCCCUGGGAGCAGCUAUUACCAGAUACUGCAAACAGGAAUUGGACACAGACACCCUUGGAACUUGUACUGAUUUUCAAGUAGUCCCUGGCUGUGGCAUUAGCUGUAAAGUCACCAAUAUUGAAGCCCUGCUGUGCAGCAGGAGUGAGACCAUGGAAGAAAACAAUGUCAGGAAUUCAGCCCUUGUGAAAAUGGAUGAGAAGAUUGAGGAAAUUAUGCAUCCCGCCUUGAUUAUUGAUGAGCAGUUGCCAGCUACUUGGGGUUCCCAAAAGUAUUCUAUUCUAAUUGGAAACCGGGAGUGGAUGUCGAGAAAUGGUCUGCUUGUCAGAAAUGAAGUUGAUAAUGCCAUGAUUGAGCACGAACGUCGAGGUCGCACUGCUGUUCUUGUGGCUGUGGAUGGAGAACUCUGUGGCUUGGUAGCUAUUGCUGAUACGGUGAAACCUGAAGCAGAGCUGGCAGUCCGUACUUUGAAGGCUAUGGGUUUAGAAGUUGUUCUGAUGACUGGUGAUAACAGCAAAACAGCCAGGUCUAUUGCCUCUCAGGUUGGCAUCACUAAAGUGUUUGCUGAAGUCCUUCCCUCCCACAAGGUUGCCAAAGUAAAGCAACUGCAGGAAGAAGGGAAACGGGUAGCAAUGGUGGGGGAUGGGAUCAAUGAUUCCCCUGCUCUUGCCAUGGCUGAUGUUGGAAUUGCCAUUGGCACAGGCACAGAUGUGGCCAUUGAGGCAGCAGAUGUGGUUUUGAUUAGGAAUGAUUUGCUGGAUGUGGUGGCAAGCAUAGAUUUAUCACGGAAGACUGUUAAAAGGAUACGAAUCAACUUUGUCUUUGCUCUCAUUUACAAUCUUGUCGGAGUUCCUGUAGCUGCUGGCGUCUUCCUUCCAGUUGGUUUGGUUCUGCAGCCUUGGAUGGGCUCUGCAGCAAUGGCUGCCUCUUCAGUCUCUGUUGUGUUGUCUUCUCUGCUGCUAAAAUUCUAUAAGAAACCUACCUGUGAGAAAUAUGAACGGCGUACCCAUGGCCAGAUGAGGCAGAAGAGCCCUUCCGAAAUCAGUGUCCACAUUGGAAUUGAUGAAACUGGACCAAGAUCCCCAAAGCUGAACCUCAUGGACCGAAUUGUCACUUACAGCCGAGCUUCCUUAAACUCCCUCUUCUCUGACAAGCGGUCCCUCAGCAGCAUAGUCCUCAGUGAGCCAGACAAGCACUCCCUUCUAGUUGUAGAUUCCCGGGAGGAAGACGACACAACUCUCUGAAAGAUUUUUUUUUGCUGAGAACUGGACUUGGUCUCUCUUCAUGCACUGAUCUAUUCUGGAGCUUGACCAGCUGCACUGUGUUUCCAAUCAUUUUGAAUUGGGUUUGAAUUGCUCAGUUGACCAGGGCAAUUCCAUCCCUAUCCCCCCCAAAAUCACUUCUAACUCAAGAGGUUGGCAGUUUCUGCAGUGCUUUGCCAGUAUUAGCAAGCCAGAGCUUAUCCAAAAUCAACACUCACAAGCCACAGUAUGCACUGGAAGGCAGUGCAGAACAAGAGACUGCUGAGCUGCUGGGAUCAUGAAAGGGCAGUCACCAGCACAUGGUUUCUAGGCCAUGUCUUUGCAUGCAAUGCAACAUUUUUAUAGAACGUGAACAAGUAAGGAUAGAAACCAUGACUUCUUUUUCCCUUUCUUUUUUUGAAACACAGAUGUGCCUUAUUUUGUAACAGUUGUCUUCAUAAUUUCUUCCUAAUUUGCUAUGUGUAAAAUGGCAUUUUUCAGAAAACAUUGCAACACAGGUUUUUCCCAUGAUUUGAAAAAAAAAAUGAAACAAUUUCUGUUAUUUGUUUCUCCUCCCCAUCCCAGCUGCAGAGCUAUAGACAAUUUAGUGCACUCACCCGAAGCUACUAGUGAGAACGGUGCUUUCAAGUGUAUAGAGGAGCUCCACUCUUGCCACAGCCACUGCCACACAAAGAAUUGAGGAGUCAGGGCCAUGCCUUGUGAUGUUUUUCAUUACUCAGAGGUCUAUGUCUUUGUAACUUCAUAAAGAUGGAGUGGCUCAGUCGGCAGAGCAGGAGACUCUUAAUCUCAGGGUCAUGGGUUCAAGCCCCAUGUUGGGCAAAAAUAUUCCUGCAUUGCAGCAGGUUGGACUAGGUGUCCUUCACGGUUCCUUCCAAUUCUGUGAUUCUAUGAUCUGAGAUGUAUGCUGGUGAGUAGGUAGAUGUUUGAGACUGCAGAGUUUUAAAAGAGGUGUUUUCCUCCAGCGCUUCAGGGAGCUCCCCUUCUUGCAUUCUGAGUAUGUUUUUUUUUUGUUUAGGUUUUUUUUAAAGGCUCCUGAGCAUUCUUUAUUUAUUUAUUUCGUCUUGGAACUUUUCAUUUAUUUUCCAUUUUGCUCAGCUAAAAAUUGUCAUGGUUGUCACAAUGCUACCCCUACAGUUACAGCUAUGCUGGAUUGGGUCUGUCGGGAGUUUUGCAGUUCAGAACCUCUUGAGGGCAUAAGGGUUGGGAAGGCAGUACUAAGCCAAAAUGCGGGUUCUGCAUUGAUGGGAAGCUAUUGUUUUGUCUCCCUACACCACAGAGUUUAAAAUACAUUUGCUAUAUUAUUUAACUUAUAGAGAGAGAUUGGCGCUAGGUUUGCCCAGGUUUCUCACCAUGUUUAACAGUUCAGCAGGUCUUAGAUUGUAACCCUUGGCAGUGAAUAUUGCCUUGUUGAUGUUUGAACAGCGGUUGGAGACAUACAUUGUAGAGUCCUUUAACCUGAUAAUAGAGGCAUUUUUAUGGUGUUUAAAAUAGCGAGAGAGAGGACCACGUUUCAGAAAACACCAGGGCUCUUGUUCUUGACCUGCAGGGGCAUUAAUGCACAAGUUUUAGUCAUCAUUAAUCCCAUUCCUAAAGCCAUACUUAGGGGGGAAAUGAAGCCAAACUGCAGCUGUUUCACUCUCACCCCAAGUCAUGAUGGGAUAAUAAGAGUGCAGAAAGUAUAUCAGGGAAAGUCCACUGCCAGGGAGUAAGUCAUCAUAUGACUCAGAAUCCUGACCCUCUCUGGCACACAUCCUGUGCAGGUCUGUCCCACAUUCAGGAAUCAUGGACUUUGCCAGCCCGCACCAGCCCUUUGUGCUUGGCAGUUAUGUGGCCACUCAUCCUCUGUAGCCUCAGUUUGGCUCAAGAGACUGGGUUUUCCAAAAAAGGGAGUGGGGCUGCCUACAAAGGAAAAGCAAGGGCCAAGGGCCUCUUCCUUUCCUCUGGCAUGUUAGAUGCCAGUGUGGGGUCCUGUGCUGGCCAUCAAACACCACUGGCAAGAGUGGUGAAAAAAUAUGUGUAUUUGGAACUAAGUAAAUGGUGUGCUUUAAACAUCUUUAAACUAGAAAUGUUUGUAAGACUGCAGCUUAACUGACCAUAGAACACCAUAUUGACUAACCCAAUAGUGGCUGGAAAGCUCAAUGAAAUAUUUUCACAAUCAUGUUGUGUUUCAAAAUAGUAAUAAUUAUGGAAGGGUAUUGGGGGGUGUUAAAGAAAACAGCUUUUGAUGUUUGAUCUGUGUGAAACAGAAAUCUUGGAAAUUUAUUUUUCUGCAUCUCACAGUUCUGCCCUUGAAGUUAUAUUCUCCCCUCCCUUGUAAUUUACACAAAGCAUGCUUGAAAUAUUUCUUUCUGAUGGAAUCAGGCUAUUCAAGCAGAGCUGGUGAUGGCUUCCCUCUGAGAAACAGAUAUUUUAAAAUUUUUAAUGGCAUGCCAAUCUGUGAGCCUUUACUUGCCUGAAUAAAUAUCCACUUUACUUGCUCUGUAGUUUCAUUGCCCGUUAAGCCUGCAGUGAAGAGCCAUUAAUUUCCUGUCCUGCCACCUCAAGAAAAUCUGACCCAUAUGAUAGCUCAGUUUAGUUCCUGUUCGUUACCUGAUAACUGGUAUUAUUCUAGAACAGGCAUACAUAGGCAAACUGGGCCCUCCAGAUGUUUUGGGACUACAACUCCCAUCAUCCCUGACCACUGUUCCUGUUAGCUAGGAAUGAUGGGAGUUGUAGUCCCAAAACAUCUGGAGGGCCCAGUUUGCUUAUGCCUGUUCUGGAAGUAUUACAGUUUUCUUCCUUUGGAGCAAGGGUUAUAUGUCAAGGCUUGUAUUGAAAGGGUUGAUAUCUAAGUCAAAUUCUAGCUAGGGAGAAACCAGAGAAUUGGUGUGGAGGACCACACAGUCGGGUCUGUAUCACUUAGUUGAUGGUGGAUGUUUUUUGUUUUUUGAGGCUGAACAAAUCUGCACUUGCCCCUUUCCAAAAAUAUUUGUGACAUGUUUUGAUGAAACAUUUACAGGAUUUCAGCUGUCACAUUGCUUUGAUCAUUCACAAGAUAGGUUGUGGGAGUAGGUGCUAUCUUUUGGCAGGAGACAAGCUACAGUGGAACCUCGGUUUAUGAACACCUCGGUUUACGAAUUUUUGGUUUACGAACGCCGCGGACCCAUCUGGAACGGAUUAAUUCACUUUCCAUUACUUUCAAUGGGAAAGUUCACUUCCGUUUAUGAACCCUUCAGUUUAUGAACAGACUUCCGGAACCAAUUACACCCAUGGUUCGGGUUAAGUACGCUUCAUUUUGAGUACUCCGCGGACCCAUCUGGAACGGAUUAAUCCACUUUCCAUUACUUUCAAUGGGAAAGUUCGCUUCAGUUUAUGAACGCUUCAGGUUGAGUACUCUGCGGACCGUCUCGAACAGAUUAAUCCACUUUCCAUUACUUUCAAUGGGAAAGUUCACUUCAGUUUCUGAACGCUUCAGUUUAUGAACAGACUUCCGGAACCAAUUGUGUUCAUAAACCGAGGUACCACUGUACUAGCAUUUGCCAUUCAUGAUCAUAAGUCAUAACAAUCUUCCAGUCUUCUCUGUGUCUCUUGUGGCAGAAAAUAGAAGGUGGAAUCCAUAAUGUUUCAGUGCCAGCUGUUAGAUUUGGUUUCCUCUCUAUCCUCUUAAGGGCUAGUGGCCAAAAAAUAGGAUAUUGUAUUUUAGUUUAGUGGCUUUCUUACAGAAAAGAUCUGAAAGAGGGUGUGUUUUAUCUUCUUUCUUCUCUGUCUUUAUCUUUCAUCUUUUUCUUCUUUUGGUUUCCUUUGGUUUCCUUUGCUCUGGGACAUUAUUGGGGUCUAAGGAUUACAUACUCACGAAGGUAGUGGAUAAUUGGUGGAAGGAUCCUGGGUGAGAGGCAGGGAAAGGAAGACCUCUCAGGGUUAGAGACUGGGAGAAGAAAGGAAAGCUCCCAGGUGGGAGCUGGGAGGGUUCACUACUUCCUAUGUGAGACAAAGGUUACAAGCUGCCCUUGACAGAGGACUCUGCUUUCUUUUCUCUUCAUCUGCUUUUUUUUAAAGUUUCUUUUAUCUAGUAUUAUGAAAAAGCUUUAAUAAAAUCUAAUUUUUUUAAAAAUGAAAGAGGACCCAAAGGCAUGGUUUCCUCAGCAGCAGAGCGAGUGUUUAGCUUUUACCUACAUUGUAGGGGGUCCCUUGGGGUCGCUUCCAACUCUACAAUUCUAUGAUUCUAUGGUGGUUUGAAAUGUACUGCUAUUACAUACUUGAUGCAGAAGCCCACCCAGUGUGUCUUCCCUUUCUAUGUGUGAUUUGCUAAACUUUUUUUGAAUGUUCAUCUUGAUGCUUUGUGAAUAAUAGCUUAUACUUGGCUUUAAUUCAAAGAACCAAAAAUACUUUACUGUCUUGACUGUACAGUGUUCUGAUAAAAUGUCUUCUUCUUUCUUCUUUGGCGAUCACUCGUAGCCGAGUAAGAUUAUCUUCAAUUUACACAGUUUUAACAGUGAGUCUGAAAGUGACUCUGCAGGCCAAUUCUGGAUCCACACAUCCUUCCACAGUGGGGACAUAGGUUUUCGGGUGGGAGUUGAUCAAUGUGUGGCUUUGCCAAGCAUGCCUUCCUCAUAGCACAUUUUUCCCUUUCAUCCUGAGUUCGAGCAUCUUCAAAGUCCAUGAAACCUUUGGUAAAGGCUGUUCUCAAAUAGGAGCGCUCGCAGGCCAGUGUUUCCCAGUUGUCGGUGUUUAUACUACAUUUUUAAAGAUUUGCCUUGAGAGAAUCUUUAAACCUCUUUUGUUGACCACCGACAUUAUGCUUUCCAUUUUUAAGUUUGGAAUAGAGUAAUUGCUUUGGAAGACAAUAAUGAGCUAUCUGCAAAACAUGACCAGUUCAACAAAGUUGAUGUUGAAGAAUCAUUGCUUCUUCCAGUGCGCUGGCAUUAGUUUGCCUGUCUUCCCAAGUGAUGUGUAAAACUUUUUGGAGACACCGUUGAUGGAAUCUUUCGAGGAGUUGGAGAUGGCGCUUAUAAGUGGGAUCUCCCCUCUCUCCCAGAUUUUUUUGAUUAGCUUGUGAAGUCGUUCAAUUCUGCCCACUUUGAAGACUUUGGCAGGUAUCCCAUCAGGUCCGCUGGCUUCGUUGUUUUUCAUUUGGUUAGUAGCUGUACACGACUCUCCCAGAUUUGGAGAUACUGCAAGCUCAUCUCUAAUUUGUUUUUGUGGAAUUUGUGAGAGGACCUCAGCAGCUAUGGGGGAGCUGUGGUUAAGGAGAUGUUGGUAAUGUUCUUUCCAGCGCAGUGCAAUAGCUUCUUUAUCUUUUAGAAGUGUGUUAGUGUCUGCUGAGCAUAGGGGGCAUAUGCCAUGAUUUAUUGGCCCAUAGAUAGUGUUUGUGGCUUUAAAGAAACUCUGUGCAUCAUGAGUGUCAGCUAAGUGCUGGAUCUCUUGAGCUUUUUUUAUCCAGGUGUUUUUUUAGUUUUCUGGUUCUUCUUUGAACCCCAGCCUUAGCGUUGGCAUAGGUUUUUUUUCCUUAGUGGCGCAGUUUCUAUCUCUUUGCCAGAUCUGAAAGGCCUUCCUUUUCUUGUCAAUCAUGACUUCAAUCUCACUGUCAUUCUCAUCAAACCAGUCCUGGUGUCCCUUGGUUUGGUAUCCAAUAAUUUGUUCACAGGGUGCAAUAAUGGAUGUUUUAAGCUUGGUCCAGUGUUCCUUGUUGUUAUCAGGGAACUCUGAAAAAAGAUGGUCCUUAAGAGUCAUUCGGAAGCAAUCCCGCUUAAUAGGAUCUUGAAGGACUUGAAUGUUCACUUUGCACCUUGGUUUCCUUCCUUGAAGCCUGCAUUGAGGUAUCUUAAUAGUCGUCGUGCAGCUUAUUAAUUGGUGCUCUGUCCAGCAGUUGUCGGAACUUGUCAUAGCUCUGGUAAGGAACACAUCACAGUGAUCUUCAGCUUGGACAAUUACGUAGUCUAAGACAAUGAUGGCGAACCUUUUAUAGACCGAGUGCCCAAACUGCAACCCAAAACCCACUUAUUUAUCACAAAGUGCCAGAAUGGCAAUUUAACCUAUAUAUCUCAUUUUUUCUGUGUGUUUCAUGUUUCUUCUUUAUGACUGCUGUUGUAAUAAAUAAUCCUUCAUAAAAGUUAUUGCAUUACAUUCUUCAUUAAUUUUUUUUCCAUUGAUAUAUAAUUUUAUGGUAUAACUCAGUGCUAUUUUUCUUAAAAAAUGAUUUCUCAAGAAAAUCACCACCGGGGGCGGGGGGAUUAAUACAGUUCAAAUUGGGAAAAAUAAAUACAGUGGUACCUCAGUUUUCGAACAGCUUAGUUCUCGAAUUACUUGGAACCUGAACACUUCAAACCCGGAAAUGAGUGUUCCGGUUUUGGAACUUUUUUCGGAAGCUGAACAUGCUCUGUUCUGAGUAUAACUUCCAUUUUGAGUGCCACACUUCCAUUUUCCUAGUGAGGGAAGUUGGGCCGGGUGGCAAGCAAGCAGACACUUGCCACCCUCGAGCGCUGGGUCUCUCCACCGCUGCCACAACAGCUAUCACCCCCUCCUCCAGCUCUGGUGCCCCGGGUGCUGAGUGAGGGAAGGCUGGGCCGGGGUGGCAAGCGAGCAGGCAAGUGAUGUCGCCACCACCCCCACACCCCAAGCCUGCUCCACUUCUGAGAGAUCCCCGCCUCCACUCCUGCUUGCAUGCAAGCCCUCUCCUCCUCCUCCUCCUCCUCCUCCUCCUCCUCCUCCUUCUUCCCCUCACCCCCAGCAUGGAAGCUCCAGCCCUGCUGGAGCGAUGGCACACAUGCCCUCUCUGGCACGCAUGCCAUAGGUUCGCCACCACUGGUCUAGAAGGGCCAGUGGUUCGACCAAGCGUUCCUCCAUGAUUUUUUUAAAACAAUUAUAUGUGCAAUACACGGCCAUGUUAGUAAUAACAAGGUUGUGUAGUGCACUUAUAGUCAAAAGUAAGAUUCUGUUCUGGUUGCGGAUGCCAGCUCCUUCUUUCCCAAUAGUCCCAGGCCACAGAUUGAAAUCUUGCCCAACUCUCACAUUAAAAUCACCCAGGAGGAUAAUUUUAUCCUCCUUAGGCAUCUCUGAUAGGACGGUAUCCAGCUGAGAGUAAAAUUUUUCUUUAAUGUCUUCAUCAGCAUCCAGUGUUGGUGCAUAAGUGCUUAGAGCAGUAGCCUGUUGGUUUUGGGUGAGUUUUUUUUCAAAGGGUUGAAAGUCGCUCAUUAAUGCCGGUAGGGACUUCUACAGGAGCUUCACAAGAUCGUUUUUUGACUUCAAAGCCUACUCCAUGUAUUCAACAAUCUUGUUCAGGUAGACCUUUCCAGAAGAAAGUGUAGCCUCCUUUUUUUCCUUCAGUUGUCCCUUGCCUGCUCUUCGAGUCUCUUGAAGCGCUGCAAUAUCAAUGUUAAAACGUUGCAGCUCUCUUGCAAUGAUGGCAGUUCUGCAUUUGAGAUGCUCAUUAUCUGUGUUAUCCAACAAAGUCCAUAUAUUCCAUUUUCCAAAGUUCAAUUGUCUUUUAUGACCUCUGGGUGGUGACCCCAUUGGGUGCGAUAAUCCAGUCAGGGAAAAAGGAGGGUAGACUAUGUCUAGGGCACCUUUUCUAGCCUCUCCCCCUUUUCAGGGUGAGCAGAGUGUAUCCUAAUUAGGGUUGCUCAACUGAAUCUGUAGCCACUGCUCAUGUGCUGGUUCAUGACUAGGGGCUCCCCGUUACCAUUUGCCGAUCACCCUGGGACUUUUUGGGUUUGAAAUUGGUUUUUGACAGAUGCCUGUGCGUGAAUUCAUUUUAGGUGUAUAGAUCAGUGCACAUUGAACAACGCACAAUAUUUGCAGUAAGGCGCUAUUCCGAUGGCAUGAGCAUCACAAUGACUGAUAGAUUCUUAUCUGCUGCAGCGUUCAUCCACCUUCACAGCCGUUGUAACAUGCCACUUGUUAUCAUCCGCCUGUUCUGCCAUUGAGGAGUUCUUUGGGUCAUUCUUUGUCCAGCUCCUCCCCUUUGACCUUACCGCCUUGGGUGACCCUACUGAGAGUACAAGGCUUCCAACAGCUUCUCUCACAAGGGUCAUAGGAAUGUGCAAGCCCACUCACCACGGCAAGGUGAUGAUCUAGCGAGUGAGUCCGAUAAAAUAUACUCUGGGUGUAAAUAAGAUUUGUUUCCUGUCUUGAGCACAUUUCAUUUAUUGGCAGUUUUAUGUUAACUCGUGUGUGUUAAAAUAUCAAAAAAGCUAUUUUUAAAAAGCUGCAGAAAAAGCUAUGCAUUUACAUUUAAUUUGAUUUAUUUAUUGUUCUUCUCCACUGUUAGGCAAGAUGUUCUGCUGUCUUCUUCAUUUAAAUUACUAGCCAAAAAGUAAAUCCAGACAUAAAUGCAAGUCGGGGCUUCCCUUUCCUCUAAAUCACAUUUGGCUGGCUGGCAAACUGAAUGCUGAUUUAAUUAUCUGUCUUGUCCUUCCUUCCCUGUUUUGCCAAGUUGGAUGCAUACCUUGUUAGUUGUUUAAAGCACUACGUGUACAUUUAUUCAGUUAAAUGUACACCCAUCUCUCUCUUUUUUUAGGUGUGUCUGUUAAAAGCAAUUAGGUAAAGGUAAAGGGACCCCUGAUCAUUAGGUCCAGUCACGGACGAUUCUGGGGUUGCAGUGCUCAUCUCACUUUAUUGGCCGAGGGAGCUGGUGUACAGCUUCCGUAAGAUUACGGAAAAUUGUUUUCUUAAAAAAUGAAAAACUGCUUUCAGAUAAGAGUUGGGUUGGUGAUGUCACUGGUUUAUAUCCAUCUGCUGCAAAUAUGCAGUAUUGAUGGGCUUGCCAACCUUUUCAGACCUAGGACCGACUUCUAACCCAAACAUUAAUUUGGGGAUCCAUUUCUUAAUCUUUUGCCAUAUUUUUUUGCAUGGUGGUAGUGCUCCUGUUGAAACCCUUAUUGGAUUGGGCACUAACCACUAACAGGUCCUAACCUACCAGUUGAAGGCCAGUGGUCUAGGAGGCAAGGUACAAAAUGCAGUGAGUGCAAUUCCAUUGGUGGUUCAAUGCUCACAUGAUGUGUGUAUGUGUACCCCUGCAACUGGGCAGAUGGUUGAAUCUUACAUAGCAUUUUCCCACUGCUUUUUUUUUUUUAA
This is a messenger RNA of Zootoca vivipara (common lizard), 13807 nucleotides long. RefSeq names its product ATPase copper transporting alpha (gene ATP7A). Gene Ontology annotation, molecular function: ATP hydrolysis activity; copper ion binding; ATP binding. Lineage: Eukaryota; Metazoa; Chordata; Lepidosauria; Squamata; Lacertidae. The record is from RefSeq and is a predicted model, not a curated record. Gene Ontology annotation, cellular component: membrane. Gene Ontology annotation, biological process: monoatomic cation transport.